AUGAACACACACUCGUGGACACACACUCGUGGACACACAUUGUGCCGUUUAGAACGGUCCAUUAUUGGGCGAGUGCAUUCUGAGCGAAUGCGGCGGCCUCGAGGGUUACGGGAGGAGGAGAGCGAGAGUUGGGUGCGACCAAGUCCGGACUAUCGAGGAGGGUCUUCGGGUGACAACCAGAUGGCGGAUCUGGUGGCGCCUUCGUCGCCGACGAUUCACCGAUUCGCGACCAAGGCGGAGGUGCGUAGUGCGGAGGACUCAGGCGGCCUUGGAGGGGCUCAUCCGGGACCGAGUUUGGCGGCGCAGUCGGCGCAUCGGUCACCACGGAUUGAAGAGGCGGCCAUCAAUAGUGGUGCUGUCGAUGAACUCCGGGGCACGGGUCGUGGCACUGGUCACGAACCUCGUAACGUGAUGGAAGAGACGGCGGCGAUGAUUGAUUUGAACCUGUCGGAUUACACAGCAUGGGUGCUACGGCGGGAACAUAUCCGCUCUAUCGGCUCUAAGUUUAACUACUUGGAAGAGUACUCCUUCACUAAGGAACGGAUCUGGUCCGACCCAAAGUGCUACCAGUCAUGGUACCACCGGCGGUGGUUAGUUAGCGCUUCUCCGUCACUGGUCGACUUGGAAUUCGACGACUUAGAUAUGCUACUAGCAGAGGACUCAAAAAAUUACAACGCCUGGCAACAUCGGAAAUGGCUCGUAGAAACCAUGUUCCAAUCCAAGGAAAUUCUCUUAAAGGAACUCCAAUGGACGGAAAACCUCAUCUACCAGGACUGCCGGAAUAACUCAGCCUGGAACUACCGAACCUGGCUACUGAACUCCGCCAUCACCAGCCAUCCGGAACCAGGUUCCUCUAUCUCGAAUCGUCCGGAGCAAAAUCCACUUCUUGUUAAGGAGAUUCUCUGUACCACCAAAUGGCUCAAACGCUGCCCCAACGAUGAGGCCAUCAUCAACCAUCUCCGGGCCCUCUUCCAUGACCCGCUCCCCGGUGCCCUCAAUAAAUUCUCCUAUGUGUCUUUCGAAGAAGCUCCGGACUGUGUAAGCGCGUUACACACACUUUCCGCACAUGGCACGCACUAA
Gregarina niphandrodes is the source of this 1080-nucleotide messenger RNA. Its product is annotated as protein prenyltransferase alpha subunit repeat protein. The record is from RefSeq and is a predicted model, not a curated record. Gene Ontology annotation, biological process: protein farnesylation; protein geranylgeranylation. Gene Ontology annotation, molecular function: CAAX-protein geranylgeranyltransferase activity; protein farnesyltransferase activity. Bases 1 to 1080 code for a protein of 359 amino acids. Gene Ontology annotation, cellular component: protein farnesyltransferase complex; cytoplasm; CAAX-protein geranylgeranyltransferase complex. The transcript has a single exon. NCBI's taxonomy places the organism in Eukaryota, Apicomplexa, Conoidasida, Eugregarinorida, Gregarinidae.